Molecule: messenger RNA, 696 nt
Organism: Cotesia congregata
Lineage: Eukaryota; Metazoa; Arthropoda; Insecta; Hymenoptera; Braconidae
Source: the annotation of a GenBank genome assembly
UUACAGAUGCACUUGAUUCUUCUAUUGAUUUUACCGAUUCUUCGGUCAACGGAAGUAAUAGCAAGCGUCCUAGUUGCUGAUAAUACUAUGUCGAAGAUGGUAGAAUUAAACUCCGGCGCACCUUUUUGCGAGUUGUAUCACGACCGCGGAGUUAUUCAAAAGAUGAUUCUUGGUGCGGACCCGAAGAAAGUUCGCCAAAUGUCAAGUAAUUUAGUUGCUGACCUCGAAGAAACUUGUAAAGAAUCAAGGAAAAAGGGAAAAAACCAGCCUGCGGGCGGUGGGAUAAUUUAUCCAGGCACUAAAUGGUGUGGACCAGGUACUUUGGCAACUUCUUACAAUGACUUAGGUCAUCACGCGGCUGAAGAUGCUUGCUGCAGAGAACAUGAUCAUUGUCCAGUAGUGAUAAAUCCCAAUCAAUGUUUGAAUAGUAUUUGCAACAAUGCGCCAUUCACUCGGUCUCAUUGUGAUUGUGAUGCUAAAUUCCGACGUUGCCUUCAAAAUUUGAACACUGAAGUAGCCAAUACACUCGGUGCGCUCUUUUUCAAUGUCAUACAAGUCACUUGUUUUAAAGAAAGACGUCCGUGUUCUGAAUGGCAAAGAGUUGGUUACGGAGAAGUUGAAUCUGCAAAGAUAUGCGGACAAUACCAUUUCCGGCCAAGUGAAAAAUAUGUUCCAUUGAUGCCUUUGAAUGUUUGA